CGCGUUCAUCAGUAUUCAGCGAGCAGUUAUCGCCGGAGGUCCUAGAGUGAUUUUAAGGUGCAAUGUCGCAGGCAGUGAAGACGGAAACGACCAAGGAGCCGAGUGGUUUGGCCAUCAAAGCGAAUGGCACCGCUGUUAAUGGAAAGAUGGAGGCUCUCAAGAGACCCAGGCAUGUUUCCGGUGGCGUUGAGGAAAUCGUCGAUCCCUUCUGUAACCCGGAGCAGCCGCAGCGCAUUUCCUUUCACGAUGUCACAUCGGCUGCCUUCCUCAUCCGUGGUGGUGUAGAACGCACUCCUUGUCCGAAAUCCACUUCGUCGGAUCUUUAUGGCAUGGAGUUGUAUUUGAAAAAAGAUUUCCUGCAGUACACAGGCAGCUUCAAGGAGCGUGGCGCGCGCUAUGCGUUGCUAUCUCUGACGGACGAGCAGAAGCGAACCGGUGUGAUCAGCGCCUCCUUGGGAAAUCACGCCCAGGCACUAUCGUACCACGGCAUGAAGCUCAAUAUCCCGGUGACCGUGGUGAUGCCCAAGGCGGCUACCAUUAUGAAGAUCCAGAAGUGCCGCAACUACAAGGCGCGCGUCAUUGUCGAUGGCAACGACAUGGGUGAGGCCAAGUCCCUGGCCAUGCGAAUGUCCAAGGAGGAGGGUCUGCUGUACGUGAAUGGCUACGAUCAUCCGCACAUCAUGGCGGGCCAGGGAACCAUUGGGCUGGAGAUACUCGAACAGGUGCCGGAACCGGAUGCAGUGAUAGUUCCGGUGGGAGGUGGCGGAUUGAUUGCUGGAAUCGCCACGGCUGUGAAGGCUUUGUCGCCCAAGACCAAGAUCAUUGGUGUGGAGUCUGAGAAAUGUGCCAGCUUCACGAGGGCCAUGGCCAACAACGGACCCAUCCACACGCCCAUCAAGAACACCCUGGCCGACGGCCUGGCCGUUCCCAAAGUGGGCUACAAUGCCUAUGCCACAGCCUUACCCCUGAUAGAUCGCAUGGUGGUGGUCAAGGAGGAGUGGAUUGCAGUGGCGAUCCUCCGGUUGGUGGAGGAGGAGAAGUGCGUCGUCGAAGGAGCUGGUGGAGCAGGUCUGGCUGCCAUUUUGGCGGGUAAACUCCCAGAGCUCAAGGGAAAGAAGGUUGUGGUGCUGCUGUGUGGCGGAAACAUAGACACCACCGUGUUUGGACGUUGUUUGGAGCGGGGUCUGGCCGCCGAGGGUCGCCUGGUGAAGUUCAAUGUGGAGGUCAGCGAUCGUCCCGGCGGAAUCAAUGACCUGUGCGCCCUGCUGGUCCGAGUGGGAGUUUCCAUCAAGGAUAUUAUGCACGAGAGAGCCUGGCUGAGGGAUGUGUACACCGUGGAGGUAAAGGUCGUGUGCGAGACCGUGGACUGGAGCCACAGUCUGGAGCUGAAGAACGAGCUCAAGAAGUUCUACUCCAAGGUUCAGUUCUCCGAUGUCCCGCUGGCCAUCACAAAUGAUUCAGAUUCGUAGGAGACCCCCGUUUUGUAUGGUACACAUAUGAUUUAUUCACUUCAGCAGCGCAGCAAAACUUAAAGCUUUAACUUAGAGCUUAGUUGUAUAAGAGUUAACAUAAUCGUAGUCGAAGUAGAAAUGUAAAUUAGGUGUAAAUAAAUAUACAUAAAAUACA
Drosophila biarmipes is the source of this 1626-nucleotide messenger RNA. RefSeq names its product L-threonine ammonia-lyase. NCBI's taxonomy places the organism in Eukaryota, Metazoa, Arthropoda, Insecta, Diptera, Drosophilidae. The coding region runs from base 63 to 1469 and encodes 468 amino acids. Gene Ontology annotation, molecular function: L-serine ammonia-lyase activity; threonine deaminase activity. The record is from RefSeq and is a predicted model, not a curated record. Gene Ontology annotation, biological process: L-threonine catabolic process; L-serine catabolic process. The transcript is spliced from 5 exons.